Monoraphidium neglectum is the source of this 151-nucleotide messenger RNA. RefSeq lists its product as hypothetical. Lineage: Eukaryota; Viridiplantae; Chlorophyta; Chlorophyceae; Sphaeropleales; Selenastraceae. The transcript has a single exon. The record is from RefSeq and is a predicted model, not a curated record. The annotation marks the transcript as partial.
AUGGAGCGCAGCAGCCGCAAGCAGAAGACGCUGCGCAGCCUGCCAGUGCACUGUUUGACGGGCGAUGACCUUGCUGCGGAAGGGGCGCGCGGAGUGCGGUCGGGGUUUAAUUCGCCGUCCAACGACCACAACCGCUUCCUUAGCUCUGCUG